GCCAGUUCCAAUGACGGGCUGACUUUGAUAAUGUCGGUAAAACUCAAGUGUGUCUUGGGUUUCUGUGUUGCCGCGCUCCUUGCCAUCGAGGUGACCCUCCUAAGCAUCUACUGGCAGCGCGACAGCGACCCUCGCCUUGGAUUCGCUGGCCGCGCGAGUGACUGGGGAAAUGGCGCCGCUGACAGCGCGAGGAGAGUGAGCGAGUGUCGGUCGAUGUUCGAAAUGAACAGCGACGAGAAGAGGGUUUCCCGUGACACCGACCACUACGAGGACCUGAGUGUCACGUUGCCCUUUCACCCUCGCCAUCGCGGGGCCUCGCAGUCUCCUUCAGGGACGCUGGGGCCGCGGGCUCUUGGCGCGGAGGACCCGGAUCCCCGCCCAUUCCCGACAGGAGGAAGGCUCCCCUACCUUCCGUGCCAGCUGCAGGAGUACGGGCCCGAGCUCACCCUUGACUGCAUGAGGGCAAGGCUUGGCCAGGGCAGGAAGCUGUGGAUCUUGUUUGCCGGAGAUUCGAAGAUUCGCAACACCUUCCUGUCGUUCCUCAACCUCACCAGAGCCAUGGAUUACAACGUCUCGUUCCUGAACACGUUAGGCGGCCUCGAUGAGCUCUGGAGCACGUUGCGCAAAAGAAACACGUGGUGGGAGGACGUGGACGCUGUGUCGACGGCUCUGCCCAACCUUCGCGUCACUCUGAGGUUCUGCACAUUUAUGGUGAGUAACUUCACGUCUUUUGAAGACGACAAAGGCGUUCUUCUCCUGAAGAGGAUGGCAGCGGGAAUCGACCCGGUUCCCGAUCUCUUAGUGACCGGAUAUUCUUCCUGGACUCUGUCAAUAAUGGACUGGGGAUCCACGAUUCCUUACCUCAGUGUCAUGGACCGCGCGAGGGAGGGCGUGCGCCGGCUGGCCUCGCUGUUCCACCGCCUGUCGCUCCGGACUCGCGUGCUCGUGCUGUCGGAGAGCAGAGUGAAGCCGUUCGCGCGGCAUUUCCAUCCCUGGCGCUUCUACGUCUUCUCAGAUAGUAACGUCGAGUGGGGCGAGAAGAUGUUCUUCCAUUACCUUCAGCAGGUAGAAGAGACCCAGAUCCGAGAGAGACGGUCGCCCUCGGGCUCUCGGGCGGAGAGGGACUGGCUCAAGGCCGACUCGGAGGGCCUCUGGUGGUGGGACUCGCUCCUGCCUCAUGGUCUGGCCGUGAGGGCUCUGUGCGCGGAGCUGCACGCCGAGAACCUCACUCUCACGCCGCAGUACGGCCGCUUGCGGUGCAACGACACCAACCACGCCGGCGAAACAACACUGCAAGUGAGGGCGACUAUGUUGCUCAACCUCGUAUGCAAUGCCGCUGUCACUUUGCAAGCCAACAAUGUCUGUUGCCAGUAGA
Molecule: messenger RNA, 1375 nt
Organism: Penaeus chinensis
Lineage: Eukaryota; Metazoa; Arthropoda; Malacostraca; Decapoda; Penaeidae
Exons: 4
Coding region: 31-1374 (447 amino acids)
Source: RefSeq, a predicted model, not a curated record